AUGAAGGCCAGGAAAGAAGGAAAGAUGCGUGCUGCCAGUGUCCCAAGUGAUGAAGAGAGUGAGGCACAGAUGACUGAUGAUGAAGAGGAGAGCAGCACAGAAGAGAGCAGCGCAGAGGAGAGUGAGGCGCAGAUGACUGAUGAAGAGGGGAACAACGCCAACGAGAGCAGUGAGGAGGAGGAGGAGGAGGAGAACAUGAGUGACUCCAGUGAAGAUGUUGCACUGAUGAGCAAGGUAAAGAAAUCUGCUUCAGUGAAGGUCAACAAGAAGGUGCAGAAGAUCCUUGUGCCCAAGCCAGAAGAGGCAGACAUGCGAAGCCGUUACACUACUUUCCAGAUGGUGUACAGGCUGCUGAAGGACACCACCAUUGGCUACUUCACUGUGACUGUCGCUCCCAUGUCAAAGAGUGACAACAUCAGACUUGAUCCUCAUGCUGGCGGUCCCACUCUGGCUCACAACACUGUCAACCUUCGCACACUCGACGAGGGCCAUGUUGGGCGUAUUCUCACCAGUAUGAAGAGGCAGUUUGAGGGGCUGCUCGACGAGAAUGCACCCAUUCUUGCAGUUGAACGUGAAUGGCUUUCAAUUCCAACUGAUCAAAGCGAGGACAGCGGAUCGGAGGAAUUCACUCUUUAUCCUGGCACCGUCUGGACCCCACAAGCACAGGGCAAAUUUGCCUCUAUGCUGAAUGGUUCCCACCGCUUUGAGGCAUCCCUCUGCCUCACGCUGCCAGACACAAAGGCCUUGGAACAGGCACAACUUGCACUGAAGACCGUGCCAGAGGCAUCAGAGCAACAUGCUCUCGUGUCCCAGCGCAUCAGAGAUCUUGAGGACAUCAUCCGGACCAAGACAACCUGGACAGUACGGCUCUACGACAAGGCCAUGAUCGAGGCUUCGCAGUACCACGAGCAGAUGCUCUUCAUCCUCGCCCAGAACCGGGACACCGCGAAGAUGCCAGAUGAUGCUGAGUCGCAGCUCAACAUGUCUCUCCGUCUUCUGAGUGGCAAGCCAAUGGACACCUGGGAUGCUAUCAUCCCAGCAGUGCUGGGCAAGCAAAAGUCCAGUACAAUCACUCGGCUCUUGCGGUGGCGCGAGCUGUCGAGAAUGCUGGUUGAUUUGACUGAGCUUGGGCUGUUCUAUAACCCAAAGAACAUGCCUGCGAAAGUCCUAGACAUGAUGUACCGUGUGAACGGUGACUGUAUUAUUCCAAUCGUGUGUGGUCUUACACUACGCUUCAAGUUCUUGCUGCGCUGCGAUGGGUCUCCUCUUCCGGAUUGCAAGGCAUGGAUUGCACAGCACCCCAAGCAAUGGACGCUGCCUUCCACGACCACCUUGAGCCGUACAUCGACUCGUUCUUCAACUCAGACGCUGCCACCACUCAAAACAGCGAUCAAAAUCCGCAACACCAUCACCACCGAGUUCACUGACUCUGAUGGCCACUGUGACCCCGCUCUGGCUCGCAUCUUGAACCGACUUGACUGGCUCAGCGCCGGUGUUGACGCCUCUAACAAGGCUCUCCCGUCAUUUGCCACCGAGUACCCUCUUGUCUCGUCCCUACUCCUGGCAUCUCUGCCGAGGGUGUUGAACAAAGUUGAGCCUGCCCUUGCUGCUUUUGCAACCACCAUAGAGCCACUUGCACUGUUUGGUUCACGAGGUUGCGGGGAAACCGUGUAUGGAUGUCAGGAUGGGGGCUGUGGUGCUGUGUAUUGGGACCUUCAGCAGUGCAGUUCGGUAGCGGGCAGCUCGGCUGAAGGAGCGGUCGAUGGAGGGGGAUGGGUGCAUGCGAUCGGGAGGUCGUGCGGGUGCGGUCCUACAUUGAGAGCCGUAUUGGUGGAGCGGACAAGAGAGAGGCUGUUGAUGGCUUGUUCAGCACGUUCCACACUGAUGCACAUGAUAGAUAAUGUGACAUCAAUGACGGUGUACCUGAAAGGUCUACCGGGCAUUGGGCUCAACCCCUCGCGCCCCCACAUUGGUGACACCAUGUCUGUCUACAUCAAGGCGUGGUACACAGCUCUUGGCAACAUCUUGACAAGAUAUAUAUCUCUUCAAUGUCUUGAGGUUUUGGGUGGUUUUCUCUGA
Molecule: messenger RNA, 2079 nt
Organism: Fomitopsis serialis
Lineage: Eukaryota; Fungi; Basidiomycota; Agaricomycetes; Polyporales; Fomitopsidaceae
Exons: 13
Coding region: 1-2079 (692 amino acids)
Source: RefSeq, a predicted model, not a curated record